AUGUCCCUUACGGACAGCACUGACAUCGACAGCAAGUCGGAGAAGCCCGUGUCUGUGAUCUGGGGGUGCGAGCUGAGCAGCGAGCGGGAUUCCUACACCUUCCAGGUGCUGGAGGAGUGGGAGUGUGAGCAGCAGCUGGCCCUGCGGACGAUCUGCCUGGGGGAGAUGGCGCGGGAUGAGUUCCACGUGGUGGAGAUGGUGCCAGCCGACGAGGGCACCACGCACACCCCGGUGCCCCUGGCCACGCUGAAGCCCUCCGUGCUGCCCAUGGCCCCCCUGGUGGGAGUGGAGCUGACCCCUCCGGUUACCUUCCGCCUGAGAGCUGGCUCCGGCCCCCUCUACAUCAGCGGGCAGUAUGUCUCCACCGUGCCCAACCUGUCCUGGGAUGAGGAGGAUGAAGAGGAGGAAGAGGAGCCAGCAGAGGAGUCCCUAGAGAAGUCCCCCAAGGGCCAAGCUGACAAGAAAGGCAAUGCUGCCAAGAAGAGGAGGCUGGAGGAGGAGGAUGAGCGGAACAAUGCCCCCCCCCCCAAGGAUCCCCUUCCCAGCAAGGGGGGGGGAGCCGGCCGGGGCAGGAAGGCAGCGGCGAAGAAGUAG
Egretta garzetta (little egret) is the source of this 594-nucleotide messenger RNA. It is a transcript of the gene NPM2, whose product is annotated as nucleophosmin/nucleoplasmin 2. Gene Ontology annotation, cellular component: nucleolus; cytoplasm; nucleoplasm. The record is from RefSeq and is a predicted model, not a curated record. NCBI's taxonomy places the organism in Eukaryota, Metazoa, Chordata, Aves, Pelecaniformes, Ardeidae. Gene Ontology annotation, molecular function: histone binding; chromatin binding; RNA binding. Gene Ontology annotation, biological process: positive regulation of DNA replication; chromatin remodeling.